Achroia grisella is the source of this 3155-nucleotide messenger RNA. RefSeq names its product peptidoglycan-recognition protein SB1-like. Gene Ontology annotation, biological process: peptidoglycan catabolic process. Bases 341 to 1114 code for a protein of 257 amino acids. The record is from RefSeq and is a predicted model, not a curated record. The transcript has 6 exons. Lineage: Eukaryota; Metazoa; Arthropoda; Insecta; Lepidoptera; Pyralidae. Gene Ontology annotation, molecular function: N-acetylmuramoyl-L-alanine amidase activity; zinc ion binding.
CCUGGGACUGCCUGGGAGUAAACUAGGUUGCUCAGGUUGCUCUAGAUAUUAUACCACACAAAGAAAUCAAUCUUUUCAUCGCUCAUAAAAUAUUUCUCGCUGAAGUGACUGUGAACCUCUACAUAAACUUAUAAAUCUUAAAUUAAUUAUUAUCACAUAACAUUUAACAUCAGUUAUUAAUUAUUAUAUUAAUUUAUUGUAGACUUUUUAUUUAUUGAUUUUUAAUUCCAAUGCAACCUCUUAUUUCACCCAUUGUGUUGGAUACGGCGACAAGUAAUCAUUAAGGGAGGCUAUAAAAAAGGCAUAUAUAAUAUCAUACACCCCAUAGAAGUGGACUGCGAUGCCCAAUAAUACAAAAACGACGAAAAUGAGGCGUCGCCGAACCAGCGCAGAGCACGAGUCUCGUCACGGCUCGCAAAGAGUAGAAAAUGAAGAGCGGGAGAUGCCGGCCGAGGACACUCCUCUCCUUAACAGGUUUCCUCAAGUCACUCAUAUGGAGCGGAACCCCGUCACAACCGCUGUCGUCAGCUUGCUCCUCAUUAUAUUGAUAGCUGGAGUUAUCAUUGGAAUUUAUCUAUUGAUUUUACAGAAUAAUUCUGAAAAUAUACUGCCACCUGUUAGCAAUAGUCCUCUACGGAUUGUCAACCGAUCACAAUGGAGUCCCGGCGAACGAGCUACGUCUUCACUGCAACACUUCACGGCGUCCUAUCUGAUUGUGGUGCAGACAGAUACUAAACGGUGCGAUACGAUUGAUUCUUGUAGCGCAAUGCUGCGUACGCUGCAGAAAAAACGACGGGAACCAUUGCCAUACAACUUCCUGUUGUCGUCGUCUGGUCACAUCUACGAGGGUCUUGGUUGGCAUUUACCAUCUAAUAUGUUCCCUGAGUAUAACAGAAAAGCUGUUGUCCUGGCAUAUAUAGGAAAUUAUACCAAAACUCCACUCAGUGGUGUUCAGAAGCAGCAGACCAAAACCUUCAUUGCAAUGGCGUUGAGUGAGCAGCACUUGGAUCCAUCUUUCAUUGUGUUCGGCAAGAAGACCAAAGAAGUUCCUAAGCUGCUGUUUCACAGCUUAGAAACACUUCCUCAGUGGAGUACUGAGCUGUCCGACACUUAAAUACAAUAUUGUUAUAUUACUGAUCUUAAACUUAGGAGAUAUUCUGUGUUUACUCGGAUGAUAUUAAUACUAUUUACACUGUACUGUAUAUCUUGUAUACAUAUAUAAUCGCUCUUCAUAUCUGAUUAUUAACGGCACGUACAAACCUUAUCUGUCUUAUUACCAAAAGAUCUGAUUUAAUACUAGCAAAGAACUAAGUCCCAAACUAGUUAUUAUUACAAAACGCAGAUUAUCUCUAAACUGUGAUUCUUUUAUGGUAUCUAUGGUGACCAUGUUGAACGAUUUAACUCUAGUAUUAAGUAAUGCUCUGUUAGAUCUCCGUUUUGUAAUAAUAUUAGGUUUAAUCCAAUUAUUAACUACAGGAUUGACUUAAACUUAGUCGAAUUAAAUCAAAUUUUGUCCGAUUUUUGACAACCUUUUUGUAAUAAGAAAAAUAAGCAGUGAUUUCUAAUGUAGCGUCCGUGAAAUGCAUUUUGAAAUAUUUAAUUCAAGUAUUUUAUCCAUAUAUAACCACCUCUAAUAGAUAAGACAAAAAUUAUCCAAAUCUUUUUUUCCUUUGGUAAGAUUGGAACUCCGGAUUAUUGGGAUAUAAAAGCCGAGACGUAAAUGGAAGUAAUAUGCAUGACUGUUUCUUAUUAUGUAAGUUUAAUAUACAAAUAUAAUACAGCUUGUAGUUUAUAUAGAUAAUAUUAUUAUAUAUAUAAAUUACAACCUGACUAACUGUAUCACGAUUGAUUUAACGCGACUAUUCUUAACUCUUUUUUACUGUUUUGCAGUUUUUCUUUAAACUGUUAUCUUAAUUUGAUAGUUACAAUUAAGAGAUAAUAUUAGUUAAAAUUUAUAAAUAAUGGGCUUACGUUUCGAUUAUUUUAUGAUAUAUAAAUAUUACAUUAAGUAUGUUUGUUUAAAUUAAAUGUACUGUGAAGUCGCUAGCGAUUACGAGGGAGCUAGAAUUGAUUCCUGAUACUCUAAUCUAAUAUAUACUUUGAGCGAGGGGGAGGAACUCAACAAAGUGUGACUUUGUGUUCCAAGGCGUGGAUAGUCUUCAAAAUUGAAUAACGUAAAAAUUUUAAAUAAUGUGUUAUUUACAAAUAUAACACGGAAUUGGAACAAUGAAUAAAACUUAAGGUUCAAAUUGUUUUGUUAACGAGUUUACACUCGGUUUACUAGUGUUAAAAUGCAAAUGAUGUGAUACUGGAGAGAGGCUCUGAGCUUCAGCACUGAAAAGAACGGAGGUAGGGGUUAAAAUUCAUAAAGUUCAUGUGAUAUAAUUUAUAGUUCACCCCUUAUUUUAUAUACCUGAUUGAAACCAAAUAUUUACGCUAUAAGCUUUUAGUUGUAAAGACUGCUCAGAAUUAUUAUGUUGUUAAGUUAAUUAAAAUUUAUCAUACUAUGCGCUUAUCCUAAAGUGUUUUGCCAUUAUAUUAUUUUCAACUUAGUCAUUGAUAUUAUAUUAGAAUAAUAAUUAGAUAUAACUUCGGUGGUAAUGUUAACAUUGUGAUUACAUUUGUGUCAAAUUAUUAACUGUCUAAAAUAACAUAUCACAUGGAAUCUAAACUAAGUAAUGAAUAAGCACAGUACUUCAGAUUUAUGGAGAUACAUACAAUAUCUGCUACACUCACACUAUGUACAAUCUUUUAAUAUUAUUAUGUAGUGAAAUCAACGUUUUUGCGUUUGUAGUAUGUUGUCAGUAGUUAAAUAAAUACACAAAUGACUAGCGCAAACUAGUGUAUUUCUGUUUUAUUGACUGCCUGUAUCAUGACUAUAAAAGCAAAAAGGUCUUUAAGCUGAUUUUCAUGUAUGUUAGUUUUACUUGCAGCAAUUACGAUUACAUAAUAAACAAUUUAUCAGUAAUAAAUAAUAUGAAUGAUAUGCAAUUAGCGUUUAGUAAUAUAUGUGGAGUUGUGUUGAUAAAGAUUAGUGCAAUAUGCUUACAUAUACUUCUACAUUCCAUAUGUAGUCCGGUUGAAAAAUUAAUGGUUAUUGCAAAUAAGUGGCAUUUCUGGACUCGUAUACAAGUAUAGUCAGUGCUGGGUUAACA